AUAUUCAUAUGACAAAUUGUGUUGAUUUGCAAAAGGUUACGAUAAAAGUAAGUGAAAUAUCAAAUAAUUGAAAAACAGACUCCAUGUCUCUUAUGGGCCAUCGUAGGAACGAUACAUUUUUCAAAAUUAGACACAUUAGUCAUAUUACACAUAAUUAUUAUUAGACACAAUAAACUUUCCACUCACCAUUCACCUGUACACUUGAACCGAAAGUAGAUCACGUGACCCACACACAGACCUGUACAUUCUCAGCGGUAACUCAGUAAACAGUUCGGUUCGUGUCUGUUUUCCAGAUAUUGAUAAAAUGGCGGCUGUGAACGUACAACAAGCUGAAAGUACGUCAGGGUUUGUUGACAACUGGCAAGCGGGGAAGACCCUCGCUCAAUGUAAUCUACGCAUGUUGGAUGUGGAAGAGUUUUGUGACGUCACAUUUCGUGUGGGAAGUACAGGUCACGUGAUUAAGGCCCAUCGCUACGUGCUCAUCAGCAGAAGUUGUGUGUUCCACGCCAUGUUUACCGGCCCCCUGGCGGAGACGUCGGAAGUCAGUGUUCCGGAAAUAGAGCCUGAGGAUUUCAGACAGUUUCUCUUAUACCUUUACACAGACAACACAACUGUUGAUGCUGACAACGUAACAGCUCUACUGUACGCCUCCAGAAAAUAUGCCAUCACCGCCUUAGAAUCCCAAUGUCUGGAGUUCCUGGAGAAACACCUCAACGUUGACAACGCCUGUGUGAUUCUAGAUGCUGCUCAUCGUUUUGAUCAAAGCCAGUUGUUUCAGAAGGCCUUGACCUUGAUUAAAGAUACAGGUGAGAGGUCACUACAGUCAUCUGGUUUCCUGACACUGAGCCAAGUGUUGUUGCAUCAGAUUGUGGAGUCAGAUGAUUUGUUAGCCGAGGAGCACGUCAUCUUUAACGCCGUUAACCGCUGGGCAGAGGCAGAGUGCAGACGUCAGGGAAGGGAGGUAACUCCUGAGACAAAGCGAACGGUUCUUGGCGAGACUUUUUUUAAAGUCAGAUUUCCUCUUUUGAAGCAAAUGUUUAUGGUUAAGGACGUUAAAGCUAGCGGUCUUUUGACUGAACCAGAGCGCCUCAGCAUCUUGGAAUAUUGUGUAUGCCCUGACAAUGAUGUGAAACCCUUCAACACUAAGCAGAGAAAACAAAGAACCGCAUAUUCCAUAACUAGGUUUUCAACACAGUGUGUAGGCUGGGGUGUUUCGUGUAAUGCUCAUGAUGCCAUUUCCUUCCAAAGUGACCGAAACCUGAUGCUCUGUGGAUACAGCCUGUAUGGGCCUGCCUAUGAGAGUACACCCUCUACCUACUUUGUCACCACCUACUUUGGGAACGAGGAAGAUGUUCUCCAAUGCAAGAUUCAAGAUAAAACUGAGUACAAAAUCAACAGUCAAGUGUUUGAUGUGAUGUUUGAGAAGCCUGUUGCUAUGACAGCGGGAGUAUGGUAUACUCUGGCAGUGCUGAUAGAAGGCAAUGAUACGUUGCGAGGACAAAAUGGAAAGGAAGAGAUUUUAUGUGCUGACGGUGUUCGUUUUACCUUCAGGAAGUCAAAACACAGCAAGAAUGGCACUAGCGUCGAAGGAGGGCAGAUUCCAUCUCUCCUCUUCCGUGUUGCAUGAACAUUAACAUCCAGGGGACAAUACCUUAAAUAUAUUUUCUUUUACAAGUGUCAUCAAAAUAAUCGUCAUUGUGGUUCGCAUUUUCGUUACCUCACUUACAGCCUAUUUCAAAUUUCCUCUCUCUAGAAUAUUGUACAUGCAGAGGCUUAUACCUCCCUUACACCACGUCCAAAACCUGAAUCAGACUGCAGUAUUUGUGUCGCGAUCUGCUGACGUGUUGUCAGUAAAUAGUAAUUCUGGAUACUGAGUGAAUAGCAAUAUAAUGACGGUAAUAAAAUAAUGUCACUUGAGAAGCCAUUCGUGACCAACUCGUGUUAUUCCGGGACAAGCCGAAUAGCGACUCGUGCCCAUCUCGUGGCCAUUUUAGCGACUGGGUUCCGUCUUAUCACAAACAAGCAUACCUAAAACAAUUGUCAACUCGUUGCGUAAUGGUUCACACAUUUCCCCAUAUGAACCGAGUACAAAGGCAACAGUCAAGUGUUUGAUGUGAUGUUUGAGGAGCCUGUUGCUAUGACAGCGGGAGUAUGGUAUACUCUGGCAGUGCUGAUACGAGGCAGUGAUACGUGGGAAGGAUACAGUGGAAAGAGAGAGAUUUUAUGUGCUGACGGUGUUAGUUUUACAUUCAGGGACUCAAAACACAGCAACAAUGGCACUUACGUCGAUGGAGGGCAGAUUCCAUCCCUCCUCUACCUUGUUGCAUGAACAUUAACAUCCAGGGGACAAAUCCUUAAAUAUAUUUAAAUUAUAUAUAUAUUCUCUUACAAGUGUCAUCAAAAUAAUCGUGUUAUACACAUUUUCGUUACCUCACUUACAACCUAUUUCAAAUUGCUUCUCUCCAGCGUAUUGUACACGCAGAGGCUUACACCUCCCUUACACCACGUCCAAAACCUGAAUCAGACUGCAGUAUUUGCGUUGCGAUCUGAUGACGUUUUGUCAGUAAAUAGUAAUUCUGGAUACUGAGUGAAUAACAAUAUAAUGACGGUAAUGAAAUAAUGUCACUUGAGAAGCUGCACACUUUCCAACUUAAAAAAAUAACAAUGUUUCACAUCAGUUGUUUCUGCAGAAAAGUGAAAAGAUUAGAAAUCAUCUUCCAAGUUAAGUGCUUUUCCACAUGUGAUCGUAUAGGCCAAGCUGGCGUCACUGUUUACUUAUAGUCGUGAGAUAUGACGGAACAUAUUUGUGCAAAGUACAUUGAGAAGAAACAUUAAGAAUUAAGUGGAACCGUGUACGUCCAUUAUAUCCUCUUUAUAUCCUAUUUAUAUCAGUGAUAAAAGUCAUAGCACUUUGUACAUAGGUCAUGGUUAGAUGGUGUGCGUUCCAUCAAAUAUGCUUAAAUGCAUAUAGGCCGAAGUAACACUUGGAAAAAUAAAUAAAUAAUAUACAUGUAAUUAGCAGUAGUCUCCACAAAAAUUCCCUCUCACACCCUGUGCAUAACAGAUGCUAUUAUAUCUGAAUAAAAGUGACAUACUGCAAAAGUAGAGUCGACUUA
Messenger RNA from Haliotis rufescens (red abalone), 3116 nucleotides. RefSeq names its product BTB/POZ domain-containing protein 6-like. Bases 305 to 1627 code for a protein of 440 amino acids. Gene Ontology annotation, molecular function: protein binding. Gene Ontology annotation, cellular component: cytosol. The transcript has 3 exons. Lineage: Eukaryota; Metazoa; Mollusca; Gastropoda; Lepetellida; Haliotidae. The record is from RefSeq and is a predicted model, not a curated record. Gene Ontology annotation, biological process: neurogenesis.